This is a messenger RNA of Trichomonas vaginalis G3, 795 nucleotides long. RefSeq lists its product as uncharacterized. The record is from RefSeq and is a predicted model, not a curated record. The transcript has a single exon. NCBI's taxonomy places the organism in Eukaryota, Parabasalia, Trichomonadida, Trichomonadidae. Bases 1 to 795 code for a protein of 264 amino acids.
AUGGCCACAUUUAACCGCCCGUGUCAUGACAUUUUCAUAGAAACCGGCGACCAAUUACGGUUUAUCGCUGCUGUUCCACAGUCAAAGCUUGCUUCUGAAGCGAAUAUAACACUGGACCAGGAGCAGGAUAUAUGCGCAUGGCUGAUCUCGCCAUCAGGAAGUGCAGAAUACUCUGUUUCGACGUAUUAUCUUGCUCCUGAUAAAAGUUUUGCGGAAAUAUAUCCUGUAAACAAUAUAUCAGGGUUCUCCAUGGUGUUGAAAUACGCAGGAUCGGCUCUCCAUGAGUCAAUUGUAACAGGAAAGUCGAUUAUGUUGUAUUAUCAUAACGAACUUGAGACAUAUAGCGAUGAAUACAUCAAAGUUCAGUCUAAGAACAUCCAGCAUAUUACGAACGUCAGUUACUCAUCACUUGCAUUCAAGAGAAACAAUACAAUCAGAUAUAUUGUUCCUUCUUCAAUGGGAACAACAAAUUCUGUAUUUGAUGAAUCGAAUUCCAUGUCAAAGAAGAAGAUCGUCAUCAUGGUUUCGGUUCUAGGCUCAAUUGCAGGUGUUUGGGUGAUAAUUGGCGUAAUUUACUGGAUUACCAACAAGAGGAGGAAGCAGCGGAUGAACGAAUCCACUGCAAACCCUGUCUAUCCAAGGUACAGAGCAGAUUCAGUUCCACAGAACCAUUUGGAAGAAAUAGAGUUCUCUACUUCCACUUCUACGAAUCCUGCACCUGUUCCAACUGCAGAACCAUACGCAAUGGAGAGUUCUGAUGACCAAAACAACCCUUAUCUCGAUGCUGAUUUGUAA